Messenger RNA from Oncorhynchus kisutch (coho salmon), 2689 nucleotides. Its product is annotated as adhesion G protein-coupled receptor L3. Bases 785 to 2689 code for a protein of 634 amino acids. The record is from RefSeq and is a predicted model, not a curated record. Gene Ontology annotation, molecular function: carbohydrate binding; G protein-coupled receptor activity. Gene Ontology annotation, biological process: signal transduction. NCBI's taxonomy places the organism in Eukaryota, Metazoa, Chordata, Actinopteri, Salmoniformes, Salmonidae. Gene Ontology annotation, cellular component: membrane. The transcript has 11 exons.
UUGCCGGAGGAGGCAUCACCACAGCCCGCCUGCAUCGCUCUGCGCUCCGCUCCGCUCCACUUAUCCGAAUCUGAUCUCGUCUGAGCAUCCACUUCCAAAUUGGGUUGUCAUUUUUUUGACCCCUUUGCUCUUCCCGCGAACAGGUCAACGUGCUCUCUACGGGGACGUUUUUGAAGACCGCUAAGAGAGAGGGAGAGAGCUGAGAGAAAUACAGAAAGAGACAGAUCUGAGAGAGAGAGAGAGAGAGAGAGAGAGAGCUGGCUUCGUGGAUCUUUAGCUAUAGUGUUCCCGUCCUCUCUUCCAAUACUGGACUCGUUGCGUUGGGGUCUGUACCCCUCACCGGUGGCGUUCUGUGAACAGUGAUCUGGAUACUAAACACUGAGCCUUCGAACGGUUGUCCGUUAGCUCAUGUUACAAUCAAGAGCUACGAAGACUAUAUAUCGUUUAAGCGUUUUUUUUUUGUUACAAGAGGAAUCAUAAUUUACCUUAACGAUAUAAAAGCAUCGCUGACCUGGAAUCAAAUUGCUUAAUUUUUCAUUCAUUUGAGGGGAUUUCUUUUUGCUUCCAAGCAAGAACUCUGGACUGUUACAAGGGAGACGACGGUUAUUGUAAAGACACUGCGCUUCCAAUGCCUGGAUCUGUGCGCGACCAUUGCUGCAGCUUCGUGUGAGAUGUGGCGUAUGGUUUCAUCUCUGAGCCGUGAGAGGAGUAACCCCCUCUGAGGUCGUUGGGGUUCAGCAAGAAGUACAUCGUCAAUACUUCCGGGUCACCUUCUUCUAAGGUCAUGUGGACCUCACGCCUGCUCUUCAUCUUCACCUUGUUCGCCCCCCUCACCCUCGCGGUGAGUCGAGCCCCUGUCCCCAUGGCGGUGGUCCGUAGGGAACUGUCCUGUGAGUCCUACCCCAUCGAGCUACGCUGCCCGGGCACAGACGUCAUCAUGAUUGACAGCGCCAACUACGGACGCACCGACGACAAGAUCUGUGACUCGGACCCAGCACAGAUGGAGAAUACUAGAUGUUACCUCCCCGAUGCAUACAAGAUCAUGUCCCUCAGGUGUAACAAUCGUACCCAGUGUGUUGUGGUAGCUGGACCUGAUGUCUUCCCUGACCCCUGUCCUGGAACAUACAAAUACCUGGAGGUGCAGUACGAGUGUGUCCCCUACAAAGUGGAACAGAAAGUGUUCCUGUGUCCAGGUAUCCUACGAGGCGUGUACCAGAGUGAACACCUGUUUGAGUCCGACCACCAAUCAGGAGCCUGGUGUAAAGAUCCAUUCCAGGCCUCUGAUAAGAUUUACUACAUGCCCUGGACUCCCUACCGCACGGACACUCUCACAGAGUACUCCUCCAAGGAGGACUUCAUCGCAGGACGACCGACGACCACGUACAAGCUGCCUCACCGCGUCGACGGGACAGGCUUCGUGGUCUACGACGGAGCUUUAUUCUUCAACAAGGAGCGGACGCGCAACAUCGUCAAAUUCGACCUCCGCACGCGGAUCAAGAGCGGCGAGGCCAUCAUCGCCAACGCCAACUACCACGACACGUCGCCGUACCGCUGGGGCGGCAAGUCGGACAUUGACCUCGCCGUCGACGAAAUCGGCCUCUGGGUUUUGUACGCCACGGAGACGAACAACGGACGCAUCGUGGUCUCGCAGCUCAACCCUUACACGCUCCGCAUCGAAGGGUCCUGGGACACCACCUACGACAAGCGGACCGCCUCCAACGCCUUCAUGGUGUGCGGUGUGCUCUACGUGGUGAAAAGCGUCUACGAGGACGACGACAACGAGGCCACAGGGAACAAGAUAGAUUAUAUGUACAGCACCACCCAGAGUAAAGAAACCUUUGUGUCCAUCCUGUUCCCGAACUCUUACCAGUACAUAGCAGCAGUGGACUACAAUCCCAGAGACAAUCUGCUGUACGUCUGGAACAACUACCACGUAGUGAAAUACUUACUGGACUUCGGGAACAACGACAACAGAUUGGACUUGGUUCCUCCAGUCAUCCAUGGGCCUCCCAAAGUCCCCUCCUCCUCUUCCUCCACCAGUCGGACCACGACCACCCGGUCUCCUCCCUACUAUACCACGGCUCGACCAAUCCUCACCACCUUCCCCGGUCAGCGGUCCCGGACAACCACGACCGCGCGGAACCCUGCCGGUGGUGACGUGGUCGUCCCCGGCGAUAACCAGAUCCCAGAGUUCGUUAACCCCGGUAACGGGCGGUCGGUUCCAGCCAUGGGUGUUCCCCCUCUGCCUCCCCAGCCCCCGGUCAUACCCCCCCAGGACCACUGCUCCCCCAGGGUGACAGCUGAAGUGUCCUGGCCCAGAACCCAGCAGGGACAGAUGGCCAAGCAGCCCUGUCCUGUAGGGACACUAGGCGUAGCUACAUACGUGUGUGUUGCUCAGCAGGGCUACUGGGAUCCCCAAGGCCCCGACAUCAGCAACUGCACGUCUCCCUGGGUCAACCACAUCAUGCAGAAAUUGCGUAGCGGCGAGACGGCAGCCGUGGUUGCCAGGGAGCUGGCCGAGCAGACUAAAGGGUUGUUGCGUCCCGGUGACGUCCCCUCUACGGUGAGGGCCAUGGCCCAGCUGGUUGACCUGCUGGAUGUUCAGCUCAGAAACCUAACCCCCGGGGGCAAGGACAGUGCCGCCCGCAGCCUCAACAAGGUACUGCAGGAGGAGAAAUACUCUCUAUAA